Paramuricea clavata is the source of this 278-nucleotide messenger RNA. The record is from the annotation of a GenBank genome assembly. Lineage: Eukaryota; Metazoa; Cnidaria; Anthozoa; Malacalcyonacea; Plexauridae.
UACACAAUUUAGAAAAUUCCAGACCAAAGAAUUGGUGGAGGAAAGUCAAACGAAUUAGUGGGCAUUCACAGGUAAACAAUCACAGUGACCUAAUCUCGCUUCUUGCUAGCGCAAUUGAUAACUUUGACCACAUGUCUCCUGAAGAUGACGCAAAUUCAAUUAACAAUUCAUUUUUGGAUCCACAACAAGCUUAUACUCCACUUGACGUUUCCGCAAAGAUUCAAGCUCAAACUAACAAUGCAUCUGAAAUAUUUAACCUAAAUACUUCAUAUUUGCAA